Messenger RNA from Nicotiana attenuata, 1402 nucleotides. Its product is annotated as AUGMIN subunit 1. Bases 253 to 1158 code for a protein of 301 amino acids. Gene Ontology annotation, biological process: spindle assembly. NCBI's taxonomy places the organism in Eukaryota, Viridiplantae, Streptophyta, Magnoliopsida, Solanales, Solanaceae. The record is from RefSeq and is a predicted model, not a curated record. Gene Ontology annotation, cellular component: cytosol; HAUS complex. The transcript has 6 exons.
GUUCUCUUCCUGCAUUUAGUCCAAGAGACACCUUUCCUCUCAGUUCUCAAAAACAUCCCCUCAUAUUUCCAAAUUCAAAUUGACGAUUUAUAUUCCUGAAUCGAUCAACUACUCUCUUCGCCUCACUGUUUCAACGCUAACAAUUAAAGCUUCAAGCCUCCAGAGAAUCGUUCAUUCUCCUUUGAAAUCAGUAUCUUUCUCUAUAAUGCAGCGCCUUAGGUUUUUGUAAUCUUCUUUUCCAAUAUUAUAGAGAUGAGUGAUAUAGGCGGGGGACUUGAUCCUUCUGGUACUACAGAAGCAUCAAAAAGUAGUGGUUUUGAUGCAAAUCGAAUUGCUGAAGUGAAAUCUUGGCUUACUUCCCAAUUUGACGCUGUGGGUAAAGAUGUCCCUGAUUUUGAGUAUACUCCUAGAAGUAUCGCUGAAUUACACAAGAUUGCCACUCUAUCACAAGCCAAAACUCAAGCUGCUGUUAUUGUUGCCAAUGAUUACCGUCAAAAGGCAGCUGAGUACAGGUCCCAAGCUGCAAGGAUGAGAGAGAUACUGGAGAGUGUGGGAUUGGCUCAAGAGAGUUUACCAUCUAAUGUGGUUUCAUCUGCACAUGUUCUUGCAAAGGUUGCAAAUUUGUUGGAUAUCCGAGAUACUGAAUUAAGUAGUUUUCUUGUUGCGGUGGCAGAUCUUUCUUUACGGAAAACAGCAGUAGAAGAGAAGAGAAAUAAAGUGCAGCAGGAAUCAAAAGUCCUUCUUGAAUACACCCGGAAGGCAAUAGCAAGAUUGACUUAUUUGAAAAGAGCACUUUCACAGCUUGAAGAUGAUAUUGCUCCUUGCCAAGCACAAAUGGAAAACUGGAAAACAAACUUGGCAAUUAUGGAGUCGAAAGAGCGGCAGUAUUUGCAAGAAUAUGGUUAUUACAAGGCAGUGCUUAAUCGUGUUGGUUACACGCCAGAGAUUAGUCAUGGGGUAUUGGUUGAGAUGGCAGAGCAUAAGAAGGACUUGGAGAAGAAGACAAAACCAAUUCUUGAUACUCUGAGAAGCUACCAAGACUUGCCUCCUGAUAAAGCCUUGGCAGCGUUGGCAAUUGAGGACAAGAGAAGGCAGUAUGCUGCUGCUGAGAAGUAUCUUGAAGAUGUGCUGCAGUCAGCUCUUGCCUCCUCAGAGUGACGUCCAAUUGCUUUUCUGCAAACAUUUCAUUUUUCCUUCACUUGGGGUUUUAGUGCCUUACAUAUUAAACGUUUGGGUAAUUGAGAUUGUGAUUGAUUCUCUUUUGACGCUUGUGCUAUGUUGUCCUUUCUGUAUGUUCCUGACAGUGUAUUCUCAAGACUAAGAAACUCUUAAAAUUGACUCAUAAUGAUUUGUGUAAUUUGAAUAGAAAAGAAGCUUGGAAAGCUUAUCUCCUUGGCAGAGA